AUGGACAGCCUCAAGACUCCAACACGAAAGCGCAAGUCGCCCACUUACGCGAACGAAAAUGCCGUUCUCACCGCCGCCGCGAAAAUCAGCUUCGGUACGCCCUCGACAGUCGAGCGACGGUCAGCAACCUUCGAGGCAAAGACGCCGAUGCACGAAGCGAAGACUCCGAUGAUUCGCGCAGCAUUUAGAAGAUCUGCAGACGCGUCCGGAAGUCCAACGGCACCGCCAAAAGAGCCUGCGCCUUCAGCAUCACGCAAUGGACGACGAAAAUCGCGUAGACAAAGUUACUUAUAUGCUACGAAGAAUGCGCAGAUGCAGCGCGAAGUGGAGAAUGACCUGGAGCAGGCGCGACGGGAUGAGGAGGAUGCCAAGUUAGCCACAGGAGAUGCAAUGGGUAUGGAUGGGGAUGAGGAAGCUGGAUUGCUUUUUUUGGAGGCGCCUGGGAGUGUGGAGCGACGAAAGAGGAAAAGCAUGGACCGCACAGAUGAUCUUACGGCUGCCAUGCGAGGAAGUCCGUUGCGAUUCACGU
Molecule: messenger RNA, 529 nt
Organism: Saitoella complicata NRRL Y-17804
Lineage: Eukaryota; Fungi; Ascomycota; Saitoellomycetes; Saitoellales; Saitoellaceae
Exons: 2
Source: RefSeq, a predicted model, not a curated record